Messenger RNA from Caenorhabditis auriculariae, 7096 nucleotides. Lineage: Eukaryota; Metazoa; Nematoda; Chromadorea; Rhabditida; Rhabditidae. The record is from the annotation of a GenBank genome assembly.
AUGGAAGUUGACGGGUUGUCGACAGAAGACCAAAACGGGUUGCGCUAUGGUCUUCUGAGUUCAGGCGACGAUAUUGUGAGCUGCGUGAGCUCUCUACGGAAAAUGUGAAAAAUAAAGCUUUAAUUUCAGUAUGACGUGGUGGUUUGCGAGUCCCUGCCGAACACCGAACUCUACUGUGUAUCUUUUCCAAACCGCAAGAAAAACGCCUGGGACGAGAAGAACAACCCUAGGGCGCGAUACAAAAAGAACGUUCGAGUCGUCAGUUUUUUCCUCAAGUUCACAAAAAUUAAUUUCUGCCCUGAGAGAAAAGUUCAUACAUUAUUUUUUUUUGUUUUGUUCAAAUGAAUCUGAUUUAAAAAAACGAAACCAAUUUUCUGUUGCAGCUCGAAAUGCGUUUCUCUCCGGAUACUCAAAGCGCUUCUUACGAUCAGAAAAAAGCCGAAGCCUUGUGUGAAGGAUCCGUCACCGUCAAAUCCCAGUAUUUUUUAUUUUUCGAAAAAAAAACUUGGAAAGUUCAAAUUAUUUCACAUAACUGCGGCUAUUUAUCCUCGGUAUUUUUUCCAGAACUGGCGAGAAAAAGUAUGACGACGUGUUCGAAGGUCGCGCCUUUCCUUAUGAGAAUCCGAUUUGCAACGCCGUCGGCUACCUGAACCAAAGUUUUUUUCCUCCAUAUUCUUUGCUGAUUUCAGUUUGAAGACAAGUUCUAUCUUCACGCCGUCGAAGGCACUUUUGAAAUGCAUCGAUCGAUCAAUUUCCUCAAUAAAAAAGUUGUCGGAUUGAAGGAAGACGGUAAAUUUUCGUUGCAAUAGGAAUAAAACUUCUCCAACUACAAGGAUAAUUUUCUAAUGCAGGUGAUGCAACUGGAGAAUCGGAAGACGAAGCUCCAUCAGACGGAGCGCAGGUUCCGUCGCAGUUUUUGAACUCAGCUUCAUCUUUUUUUUUUAGCUCCGUGUAAAAUUUUCGAGACCUGAGACAGAGCGACAGAAAAAAAGAAGAGAAGUAGAGAAUUAACGUUUAUUUUCCCUUAUCGAGUAGUUUUCAGGCAAGCGCACUUCACCGGGAGAAGAAAAUUGCAAAUGACGUUUGGAUCCCGAUGAAUGUCCAUUUGCAAAAGGUUUUUUCGAAUUGAAAGUCCAAAUAAAAUGUGUCUGGUUGAGAAUACGUGGAAAUUUUGCUGAGACGUCCUUUAGAGCUUCCUGAAUCCAAAUCAAUGAAAACCAUUUUGCAGUUUUUUGCCAAUCAUUCUUUUCCAGGUUGUCCUAAGGUACCUCUUACAAGGGAACAUUUUUGGUCCACGGUUGAACUUUCGAUGAAAUUUGAAAAGUUUGAAGCUUCAUAACUCGUAAAAAAAAAGAUCUAUUGCGAGACUUCUACCUUUUUCUGUAAUCACGAUUCCUUGAAGUACAGCUCAGCCAAGUUCCAACAGUUUUUCAUCUUGAUACCUUCUGGUUGCACCUUGUAAGUUAUUUCGCGUAAUUGAAAGCCAAAAGAAAAGAAUUAUUUUCCUCGCGGAAUUCGCAUCUAAUUCACAAUUUCGCAUGGCAUUAUUCAAAACCGUUUUCAAAAUCUGACUUUAAUGACUGAUUAAUGGGAAGAAAUUUUCAAGUUUAUCUUUUUUUGGAGACUUUCAUGCUAAGAUAUACAAGGAAAAAUAGUUUUGCCUCAUUAUUGGUUUUCGUUACUAACCGAUGUCACAUCUUAACUCCCAUCCAGGACACGAUUGUACAAAAAAAGAUGACGGAAAUAACCUCGACUAAAGAAAUAAAAUCGCCGAAAAAGGGUCAACCCGAAAGCAAAAUUGGCCAAAAAGAAGUUCGAAGUCUGGUCGACUCUGCGAUAAUUUGCAGCCAGAAAGAAGAGAUGUGGGUUGUUCUCAUAAAACCGUACUGUUGGCGAUUCAGAGCGAUAGUCUCUGGGAAAGAGUAUUUAUUGUCGAAGAAAAAGAUCCGGGAAAUGCCUUUAGACUGGCAAGUGAGGGCUCACAUGGUCAAAGGUUCGUUCGAUUAUUUUUUGUUCUAUCUUUAAUUGUCUGUUGCAAUCUUCAUCAGAUGAUUUUUCAAUUUUUUUUUUUCAAAUUUCAGCUUUUCCCUUUUUCAGUAGACUUUUUUUUUCAAUGUAGAGGUUCAGCUCAAGUGAUGCGAACUGAAGAAAUGUUUGCCCUAAUUGACGGGCAGUAUAGCCCGAAUGAAGCUCUUGACUACCUACAGCAGUGCUCAAGGCUUGUUCGAGGUAUUCGCUUUAUUCGGCUUAUAAUCAUCAAAUUUUCCAGGAGUUUGGGUUCUUCAAUCGGAUUUACUGUUCCAAAACCUGCCUCCGGCCCAUUCCAACGUUCCCGGAAAGGUACGUCAUCAUAUGUAACGUAGGGUUUUUUUUCUAUAUUUUUUCUUUUAACUCAAUUUACUUUAAUAAUCUAACAAAUUGGAUAGGUUGAACUCAAGGAAAUGGAUAGAAAGAAUCUUGACAUAUAGUCUUGGUGUGUUUCCUGAUUUUUUAAAAGACCCAAACUGAUAUUUUACCAGUCAUCUUCACUGAAACUGUUUAUCAGAGAAAAAAAAUAAUCGACAAGAAAAUAAAAUUAGCACCAGUUAAUGGUGCUAGUUUUGACCAUUAUACUCCAUGAUUCAAAAAAAAAUAAUCAGCGAAGAGUUCAGAACGGAGCAUUGGAAAAUUAAUUGACUGGUAAUUGAACCAUAACCAUUUUUUCAUUUUUUUUUUUAUCUGCAGACUGCAGUGAAGAAAAUCAAUUUUUGUAGCCAUUUUGGAAUUUUCAAAUUUUUUCAAGCUGCUCUUUGUCUUUUUAGAGGACUCGCUUCGCCUUUUUUAUAUCUGCUGUAUUGCUAAUAUUUGUUUUGUAUAAGACCACAUCGGACAUUGGUAACGCGAAACGGACGAGCUCCGGACGUUUCUGGGCGAUUCUAGGGAUCACUUAAGAGUGCUGAGGCUACUAAAGUGGUCACUAGAAAUACCCAGACACGUCCGAUUCGCGUCCCGUUCGCGUUACCAAGGUCCGAGACUGCAAAUUGAUUUUUGUUACGGGGAGGUUUCAGGUAGACGAGUACCGGGCUGACCUGUGGAGAAACGCACGCGACCUGGCUCUGUGUCUCAUCGACGGCGGUCAUCGUGUCACCAGAAACACGCUCACAAAGUCUGCAGCUCUCCGUGUGGCACUGAAAUGAGUUUGAUGUUCAGGUGCUUCCAGCUGAGCUCGCGCGACGCCGAGGAGAUUCUGAGCACUUUCGGCGACCGCGUCGAGGAGGAUCGUUCGUGGAGGCUGCGGAUUCCGCAAGACGAAGGCUUUCUUCAAAGGUUUCCUCCUAUGUUCAUUAAAAAUGUUUCGAAAAAAAAAGAGAGGCGCUUCAUGUUGAAGUACCUACAGAACUAUAUAAUGUUUUUUCCAUUUGAAAAUAGAUUUCAAAUUUUUGUUUAAAAGAACAUAAUAAUCAUAGAUAUAUGGAAAAAAAAACUCAUGAUAGCAAAAAAAAAAAGAAUGGGAAUCAAUGUGAAUGAGGUUGAUGUUUUAACUAUUUAUUGAAAUAAAGUGUUCAUUUUUCUGAUUAUUGAUCAUAGAGAGGGAAGUAAAAAUAAUUAGUUUAUCAUGAAAAAUCUGUUUGUAAUUUAGAUUUAGUGAUUUCAUUGAGAAUUUUGGGAUUUUCGAACCAAUAAAAAGUGCCAAGUAAUUAGCAAUUAGAAAAGUUUUUGAAAUUGAUGAGAAAUAGUGAAGAAAAUUCAAAUUUUCUUAUUUUCCGUAGAGCUGCUGUUGCGAUUACAUCUCAGGAUUAUUUUAUUUUAUUUUUUACGGCAACUUUUAUUUAAUAUUUUUAACGAAUUUUUCUGAGAAAACUAUCCUGUAAUUCAUCGUGGUUCAAGUUUUUGGUCCAGUCAAGAUAACCGGAAGCUGUUGGUCGGACAGAAGAGGUACUGGGUGGAACGUUGGACAGAACUGCAACGGAAAUGCAACAGUGCAGCCAGUCCCCCCAGGCGCAUCUCCAAGAAAAAACAAUAAACGCGUAUUUCAGUUAAUUUUCUUUUGUUUUUUUUUUCUUUUUUUGAUGAUCUGGGUAUUGCCUUUCAAAGUUAUAUACAUUUGUUGAAACUGUUUUUUUUUUGUUGUUCUGUGAAUGAAGUUUUAUUUUUUCGGAAUUUUUUCUGAAAAUCAAUGCUCAAGGCAUCAAAAAUAAUCCGAUUUUCGCACUUCUCUGUGCCAUUCCAUGAGAGAACCGAGAGCAAAAACAGAACAAAAAGUGGGCGGUUAGUGAAGAACUUUGGCGGGAGCAGGGAAGUUCAGUUUCUAUGUCGUUCUCGGUUCUCUUCUGAAGUUUUUUUCCCGACGGUGAUGAAGGGUAGGCGUUAUGAUCCGAUGUGAUCUCUUUGGAAACUUUCAAACCGUUCAGUCACGCCAGUUUUGAGAGUUCUGCCUGUGAACUUCGGGCAAGCCUGGUUCCGGUCGAGGGAAACUAAUUCUGGUCACAAAAAAGGUUCAAUCUUUGCUUUUUCUUUUUUAAUCUGAAAAUGAAAAAAGAUUCAGAAAAAAAAAAUCACUAUUUCAAAUCUUUGAGUGAUGAGUUAAAUUUCAGCUCCUUCGCUAAAAUAUCAGCGUUAUUCUCUUGGAGGUACAGCCAACCCCAAAAAAAAACCUCAAUAAAACUGCAUAAAAAAUUCAAAAAAAUGAGUAAGUCAACAUGAUUAAAUUAAUUUUUUCAAAUUCAUGUCUGCAUCUGACGUUUCAUAGAUCUUUGGAUUUGAUCAUUUUUUUUUCAUCGGCUGUCCAGAUCCUUUAUCGGCGUUCUGAAGAGAUUUAGUGUAAAUCGGGAAGAAGAGAUGAAAAUUGCGUUGAGUUGAAAGUCCCCGGUACUUCAAAGCGAAUUGCCAAAGAAACAUCAAAGCCUGACUCACUAGACUUCGUGUCAAAAACUCGCUUUAUAGUUAUUUGGAAACAGUGCAUCAGUUCGAAUCUCCGAAAGUUAGAGAGCGUUCAAAUUUAGAGGGCAGGCGUUUUUUUUCCUGAAAAAACCCUCUUGUUUAUCAGUGCUCUCUAACUUACGAAUAUUCGAGCGUAGUUUGAUCGCAAGUUGAACCCUUUUCCCUUGCACGCUUUGAGAGUGUUGAAAGUUCCGUAAUUAUUGUAACGCGUCUUCGCUUUGUGUGAUGAAAGUUGAGCGGACAGUUCAUUUGGGUUGACACUGGCGAGUCUGUCGGUCUAUUUGUGCAUUGGAUUCGAACACGUCUAAUCCUGGCUGCCUUGGGCCACAGAAGCGGUGUUUUCAGAUCGACGGCAUUCGUUCGCAAGUGUCAUGGGCCUUGCCAGACCGGCCAUCGGACGCUCCAGAAGCCAGCCUAGUCUAGCUUCUUGUCAGUUUUCCUCACACAGGUUUUUUUUUCUCUUUCUCUGAACAAAGACUGUGCUUUGAAAAUUUUCAAAAAAAUAAAUAAUAAAUAAUAAGACGAGAAAUAGAUUUCUGAAUAGGAAAGUGACUUUUGGAAUUUCCUGGAAAUAUUGAAAUAUGAAAUAAACAAAAGUUUCUGGAAACCGUCAAUUUAGCAAAUGCUGAGAUUUUUCACCGUAAAAUUGAUUCAUAAUGUUUUUUUUACAAAAUUUUCAUCAAAUUUCUUUACAAAGUUUUCUUUCAAAUCAUCUUUUGUUUCAUUUCAAUUGCCAUUGAGAGCAUUCGGAACAUGUCUAGAGAUUAUUCGAUGUUAAACAUUUUUUGAAACAAGAAACUUUCCAUAUCACUCAAUUGCGGAGCUUUCUAAUUAUUCAUGCUCACAGAACAACGGAAAACUCCAUGGAACCGAAGUCAACGCUACAACCUUUUGAUUCUGACGCAGCCUUUUUCACACCUCGUGCUACAUUUAAAAAAGGUCUUCUUUCUUUUUUGAUGCAAAAUAUUUUACGAAGAUCACUUAAGGAAUAUUUAUUACAGAACGAGAAACACAGUCAGAAGUGUUAUCAGCCGCCAUGAAUUCUUCAGAUUCUUUUCCUAAGAGUAAGUCCGAAAAAUGUACUUUUCGAGGCUGUUUCAGAUGGUUCUUCGGGAACAAUGAAAGAACGAAAAGAAGAAACAACGGAACUAUACGUUUGGUUAUCAUCAAUUUGAUCGAAAAAACAAAAUAAAAUUAAGAGAAAAAACUUGGAGGAGCCGGGAAACCAUCAAAAUGUCAACGAGAUAUUGAGCUCAGCCAAAAAGCAGCUGAGAAAAUUACGAAAGCAAUCAAGUAAGAAUUGAAAGAAUUUCUUGAAAAACACUAUGCGCGCACGUGCGGGGAGUCCUAGUUCUUUUUUGUCUUUUCCUUUAAAAUAAAGUGUGAAAUAAAAUUUUCCUUUUUUUGCUACCCAAUGCUCCUGCUUACUUUUCAAGGCUUUUCUGAGUACUUACGAACAGACCUAUGGAAAUAAAUUUCAAGAGAAAGCUUGGUAUGGUAAAUUUCAACUUAAUGCGUUAAAAUUGUAACGAGAAUGGAGUGUUAAAAAGUUAGUACCAUCGCGCAAGUUAAAGGCAUAGGGGCAGUUAAAAACGGUGUUUCAGUUCAAAGCAGUAUUUUGUAGAGCUUUUCAUUGCGAAUCGAACGGUAAACUUGGAAACGUACAGUAGUUCCUAGUUUUGAAGAAAAAAUAAUUCAAAGUCGGAGAAAGGAAAGCUUGAGUUCCCGCGAAAAGGGCGCUUUGCAGUAAAGUUGCUCUAUGGACAACAGGCUUCGCCAUUUUUCGGAAUUUCGCUUUUUUCUUCGUUGCUUUCAAUUUUUAAUUUUUUCUGUUGUCACCAAAGUUCUUUUUGUCACAAAAUCUUUAUAUUCAUGUUAAAUUUGCAAACUUUGAUCGCAAAAAUGCUUCUCUGGUGAAAAAUGAUGAUUUUACACAGGUUUCGAUUGGGAUAGCGAUUAUUUGUGUUUUUUUUAUUAUCAAUGUGUGUUUUCUGUUUUCUUAAUCGAUUUUUCAGAGAAGAAACCAUUUGUUUGAAGCAGAAAGGCGGUUAUUUCACACAAAAUGCGAGUCUAAUGAGACGUCCGCAACAUCGCGUGCACAGCUACUGUAAACAGUUGUCUGCAUAUAUAUAAUAUUAAUUUAAAAUGAGUUAUAGCUGAUUCACGGCUGGCUUGA